AUGAGAACAGGAGUGAUAACCUUCAACGCUUUUAUCCUGAUAUUUGGGAUAAAAGCUGUGAUAUCUGAAGUGAAACUCGAAAAAGCAAUCAACGAGCUCCAAGCGGAAUACAACUUUGAAACCAUUUUAUACUUUGUAUCGCAUAUUACAAAGCGAGAAAGGAUAAUGGUGCGAGAGGAAAUCAGCUCAGCUGGGAAAGGCGCUCCUAGUCUACUCCUUGACGGAAUGUACGAGGACCUUGAUAUCAGAGAGGAAUUUAACUCCAAUAUUCUUUCCGUAGUUUUCAUCACUCAAGCCAAUAAAGGAAACGCUCUUGAAAUUGUACAGGAAACCUUGGAAAGGAACUUUGGAUCCAAAAUAAUUUUCAAUUUCUUCGUGGAAACUUGCACAAGAUUUGAAUUGCAGGAGUUCAUGCAGUGGUUGUGGAGUGAAAAUAUGUUUAAUAGUUUAGUGAUCAUGAACAACCAUUCCUUCACAUUCAACCCUUAUCCUUAUAUGACAAUUAUAGAAAUUGCUACUUAUGCUUCUUUAAAGUUGGCCUUCGAAGGGAAAUUGGCUAAUCUCCAUAAAAGCAAAGUAACUGUCCUCGGGGGUAAUGUUGCUCCUCGAACUAUGAAAUAUGUCGAUCGCAAUGGAAAUAUCCAAUAUGCAGGAUACAUUAUGAAAACCAUUCUCACAUUCAUCGAUAAAUACAACGGAACUCUGUACGAACACGUCCCUAAUAUAACCAAAGAUAUUACUGGACUAACUGAACACAUGAACAACAGAGGAAGCGACAUUCAUCUACUAAUGGCGAUGGGAUUUGAAGGAAAUCUGAGGAUCACCUACCCAGUGGCGACGGUCGAUUUUUGCCUGCUAAUGCCAUAUCAGAAGGAGUUACCACGGAUGUACUAUCUUUCGCUACCAUUUCAGAUAUCCACUUGGUGUUUGCUGGGCAUCUUCCUCCUGGCUUUACUGGUCGUUAUGUUUGUUGUCAGCUUAGCACUUGGCAUUCGCGGUCACAGAGCCUAUUCUCAUGCUGUUUUCGGCAUUUUAAGGUUGCUUACCCAGCAACUGCACUUCCAAGCCCGACUUCUGGCAAAUCGAUGGGUUUUAAUCAUAUACUUAUUGGCUGUCCUUCUCUGCAUGCUCAUUUCAAAUUUAUACCAAAGUGAACUCAGCAGUUUUUUCACAAAAUCGAUCCCAGCACAUCAGAUCAACGACUUUUCCGAUUUAGAAAAUUUUAAUUAUAAAAUUUUAGUAAAUAAGGAAGUAGCCGAUGCGGCUAAUAUGCUCGUUAACUUAAAGAUGUUUCCUCGCAGCUUCCUAAAUUAUAUCGUCACUGGUCCGAAUCCACAAGACAAAUUAAACCAACUCAAUACAGACUAUGGGUACUUAGUUGGAGAGGAUCAAUUGAAACUUUUUGUGGAGCUACAAAAAAGGUUCUCAAGGAAAUACUACUUCAAAAGUAAAAUGUGUCUGAUGAAAGUAUUCAUGUGUGCAGUGAUUCGGAAUAAUUAUCCCUUCGAGUAUAUUCUCAAUGAUAUAAUCCUGCGAAUGGAGGAAGCCGGACUAAUGGACAAGUGGAAAAGAGACUUUUUGUAUGAAAGCAUUGAAGCAGGUUUUUUCGAAAUCAAAGAAUCACAUGAAGAUCCUUUGAGACCCUUGAAAAUGGAGGAGCUUUAUGUAGCUUGGUUGUUAUUUGCAAUUGCUAUACUAGUAGCAGUUUUUGCCUUUUGCGGAGAACAAGUGUGGAGGAUUGUGCAGAGAAAGCUGUCAUAA
Molecule: messenger RNA, 1761 nt
Organism: Hermetia illucens (black soldier fly)
Lineage: Eukaryota; Metazoa; Arthropoda; Insecta; Diptera; Stratiomyidae
Exons: 1
Coding region: 1-1761 (586 amino acids)
Source: RefSeq, a predicted model, not a curated record